Molecule: messenger RNA, 579 nt
Organism: Aspergillus tanneri
Lineage: Eukaryota; Fungi; Ascomycota; Eurotiomycetes; Eurotiales; Aspergillaceae
Exons: 1
Coding region: 1-579 (192 amino acids)
Source: RefSeq, a predicted model, not a curated record
AUGGAAACCACAGCGACUAACACCCUCCAAAUCGACUUCUCAUGGAAGAAGUUCCAAGUUCUAAUCACCCGUCUCCAUGAUACUACUUCCGAACCUGUCUACAUCCUAGACACGCAAACACUCAAAAAACCAACCUUGAUCUUCCGACGAGCAAAUUCCAACCCCGACCCCAUCGGCACAGGAACCAUGCACGUCUUCAACAUCAACCCAGACUACACCCUCCACUCACACAAGGGGAAACUCACGGCGCAGAAACGCUGGCAGACAGAAUACACGUACCGAUCAGAUGCAUUUUCCAGCUCAGACAAGCCGACAACCAUGACCUGGACCAGUACCAGCGGAUUUAAGAACUGGGAUUUUAUCUGUCUAGAUGAGAAUAUGUUGCCCGUGGCGCGGUUCUCGUCAAGUCUCUGGGCGGUGCGCAAAUUGGGUCAGAUUGAUUUUUUGGGUGAUAGAGCGGACGAUGAGAAUGCCAGGGAGGAAAUCGUGGUGACGGGAUUGACGCUGUAUUUUUGUAUGGUCUUGCGUACGACGAGUAUUUUGCAGUUUUUUGGGGCGGUGUUUUACCGGGGGAAGUAA